Molecule: messenger RNA, 752 nt
Organism: Cokeromyces recurvatus
Lineage: Eukaryota; Fungi; Mucoromycota; Mucoromycetes; Mucorales; Mucoraceae
Exons: 1
Coding region: 454-654 (66 amino acids)
Source: RefSeq, a predicted model, not a curated record
CUUUAUUUCUUUCUUAGAAGCAGUAAUUUAUUAAUAUCUGCUUUGUGGGUCUUAAAGUACAGGUAAUUUACAAAAUACUCUUAGAGCCAUGAAUAGACUUGAAUCUUUUGUUUCUUGAGACAACAUUGACGUGAGAUAGCUAUGGCGAUGGAUACUGUUGACUCUAUCAUCUUAGAGAGGGGUUUUGUACCAGUAUAUCUUUCUCCUUACUCGCCUGAGCUCAAUCCUAUUUAGAUGCUUUGGAAAGCGUUAAAGGACCAAGUGAGAAAAGGUGAAUUGACAGAUGUAGAAACACUUUCUUCACGAGUAAUUAAAGGCGGUGAGGAUGUUCCUGUUGGACACAUACGAAAAAUUCAUCCAGUACUCGAUCAAUGUAGUUUCUAAAUGCUUGAAUAAAGAAUAGUUGUAAUCGUUUUAAUCUUUGGUCUUGAAGGUGAGCAAUUUAUUCUUGAAAUGCUGGUCAAAUUAAUUUCAAAUACUUGCCCAAAUUUGUCAUUUUUUUUUUUUUUUGGACAAUUUAACCUAACACAAGUAUCUAAAAUUAUUCAAAAAAAUCGGCAAAACGAGAGUGGAAGCACAGUAUUACGAACUUGCCUUGAUUGGCUGCCUGGUGGUAAACCAAAGGAAUGUCUCUUUCACUCAAACCAAAACUAGAGUCGACAUCAUGCUUACACAUUCACAAAUGCUUGUAUUCCUCCUCUCACAAUUGAUGACCCAAUAUCGUUUCUUCUCAAUAUGCUCUUCCACAGCGU